CUAAAGUGGGUCGCUGAGAGCUAUUUCCCUGGGGAAGUCCUCACUGAACUCGUCGCUGCAGCUGCGUCUAACGCCCACCUGCGCAUUUUAACUUGGCUGUGGGACAACCAUCGAAGCAGAGGCUGCUGGGGAGGGGGUGAGCUGGAAGGGGCUAUCCUCAACCACCACCAGGACGAAGUGGACUGGCUACGGGAAAAUGUUUCGCUUCGACCUGAGUCUGCUCAGCACUUGAUACUCACUGCGGUCAGGAGUGGGGAUGUAGGGAUCGUGCAGUGGCUAUAUGAGAACUUUGAGCUGGAGGUUACGGGCGCAGUGUCCACAGCCGCGUUGACAGGCCAGUGGAAAGUCACGCAAUGGUUUCUGGAGAAUGCUUCGCCAGAAGACCUGGCUGAUGCUCCCGAGUAUCCCAGAGUAUUCUCCGACUAUCCAACAGAGGUGGGCAACCUGGAGAUGCUCAAAUUUGUUUCCGGUCGAGGGUUAGUACGAGAUCCCGUAAAAGUUCUGGAGGUGGCAGCUGAGCAUGGCCAAUUACAUAUAGUAACGUGGCCUCUGGAAGAGAACGAGAUCCCACUAGUUAGUGGGGCAUUCCAGCGAGCUGCGAACAAGGGCCACCUGGACGUGAUCAAGUAUUUGCACGAGAAGAGGCCAGACGGCUGCAGGGAAUCGGAUUUGGACCCUGCUGCCCGCUCAGGAUUCAUGCAAGUCGUCCAGUGGUUGCACGAAAUACUCAUCGCUGCACCGUGUACGCCAUGGAUUGGGCUGCUGGCAACGGGCACCUUGAGAUAG
This is a messenger RNA of Phytophthora sojae, 786 nucleotides long. RefSeq lists its product as hypothetical. The record is from RefSeq and is a predicted model, not a curated record. Lineage: Eukaryota; Oomycota; Peronosporomycetes; Peronosporales; Peronosporaceae. Gene Ontology annotation, molecular function: protein binding. The transcript has a single exon. The annotation marks the transcript as partial.